UUACUUUUUCCUCUCACCAAGCGCGCGUCUUCUCCGCUGGACCGUCGCUCCCACAACAGCAAUUCUGCAAGAUUGAUUAGCUCUCUUGAUGAGCUGAUCGUCCAGAUCCCAUCUCUCGCUGGAAGCACGUCUUCUGAUUGCUGCCAAUUGUGUCUCAGGUAAGUUGGGAAUACGUCAGAUCGCGCUUAUGACGUGACCAGAGCUUAGGCUGAUCGAUCAUACUUCUUUUUUUCACAGCAGAGAUAACGCCAUCUGCGCCUGCGCUCGCCCUCACCGGUGUAUUACCAGACUAUAUCAACCCACACAUAGCAUCCGGGGGAGCACUGUGGGCGCGAGUCUAUGGCGAAGAAACAACCGUACAUCCCACGCCAGAUUGGCUGGGUGUAUGAUCUUGUGCUAUGGACAUUCUCCGUACUCGUGGAUCUUUUCUUCCGGGAGGUCCAUCCACGGGGUUCGUGGAAGAUCCCCAGAAGAGGACCCAUGAUCAUUGUUGCGGCUCCUCAUGCGAACCAGUUUGUCGAUUCCUUGAUCCUGAUGCGUGUGGUCCGCAGUGAAGCGCAUCGUCGCAUCUCAUGGCUCAUUGCGGAGAAGUCCUUCAAACGGAAGUUCAUUGGACUAUUGUCGAGAGGAAUCGGUGCAGUGCCGGUAGCUAGAGCAAUGGACAGCAUGAAGCCUGGUCAGGGCACCAUCUAUAUGCCGGACCCCGUCAACCAACCUACCUUAAUCCGAGGAAUCGGCACCAACUUCGAAGCACCCGAGUACGAGCGAGAGGGAACCAUCACUUUGCCCACGAUCAAUGGCACAGCACACACCGCACAUAUUGCAGAAAUCCGCGGACCGGAGGAACUUGUCAUUAAGAAACCAUUCACGCACCCAGACGCUCUGUUCCAAUUGACAGGCAAGAACGAUAUCACAGAUGAUGGAAAGUCCACGGAUGAUAAGUCUGGCCAAGACAUCUCGGAGUUCAAAGGGACGAAGUUCAAGGUUGCUCCUCAUGUGGAUCAGUCUGCGGUCUACGAAGCAGUAUUUGCCAGGCUCCGUGCAGGUGGUUGUGUCGGUAUCUUUCCCGAGGGCGGUAGUCAUGAUCGUCCGCAGCUGCUUCCACUGAAGGCUGGUGUGGCCCUCAUGGCACUUGGUACCCUCGCGGAGGAUCCUGAUUGUGGCUUGAAGAUUGUACCUUGCGGAAUGAAUUAUUUCCACGCGCACAAGUUUCGUUCCAGGGCCGUGGUCGAGUUUGGAAACCCCAUUGAGAUUCCACGGGAGAUGGUCGACCAAUACAAGAGAGGAGAGCGACGUGAAGCCGUCAGUGCGUUGUUGGACACGAUCUAUCAGUCUCUCUUAGCAGUCACUGUCACUAGCCCGGAUUAUGAAACUUUGAUGGUUAUCCAAGCUGCGCGCCGCUUGUACAACACCAAAGGCAAGAAGAUGCCUCUCCCAAUGGUGGUCGAGCUUAAUCGCCGUCUCGUUAAGGGUUAUACGCACUUCCAGGAUGAUCCACGGGUUGUGAACUUGAGAAAAGGCGUUGCGGAUUAUAACAAACAGUUGCGCCUCCUUGGCAUUCGUGACCAUCAAGUCCAGUAUGCAAAGUUCUCGAUCCUCCAGGUGGUCUUCACUCUGUUCUAUCGUCUGAUCAAGAUCGCCAUCAUGGCUAUCGGCACGUUGCCUGGUUUACUUCUGUUUGCUCCCGUCUUCGUGGCCACGAAAGUAAUUUCAGCGAAGAAAUCCAAGGAGGCUCUGGCAGCAUCUACAGUCAAGCUACAAGGUCGUGACGUGAUGGCGACCUGGAAGCUCCUCGUCGGGUUGGCGUUUGCUCCAGCUCUCUAUGCGUUUUACACCACCAUGUUUACAUACUGGACAUAUCGGAACCGUAUUCAAGGAUAUGUGCCGGAAUGGGUCCCGUUGUGGCUUGUUGUUCUUAUUGGGGUCGUCCUCUUCCCGUCGAUAACAUUCGCAGCUCUGCGAAUCGGUGAGAUUGGCAUGGAUAUCCUCAAGUCCAUACGGCCUCUCGUCUUAUCCCUUAACCCGACAUCUGCGAACACCUUGGUGAGACUCCGACAGCGACGAGAAGAACUUUCCCGGCAAGUCACGGAUCUCAUCAAUACGCUGGGUCCUGAGCUGUUCCCCGACUUCGAUGCUGCGCGUAUUGUAGCAGACCCCUUCCGUGACUCCCACGGUGAUCACAGGCUUGAUGUGGAGAGACCGGACCGCCGAUUGCCCAAUGUACCUACGAUCAAGAGGAGUGCUACCACUGGUGACAUCGGGGAAGGAACCGUGUCACAAGAACCUCUCCCGAGGAACGAGUCUUUCCAUAACUUCUCUCAUAUUGGUUUCUUCUCGACACGCCCGCCUAGCCGCAGCCGCAGCCGCAGCAGUUCUAGGGGCGGCCGGCCUGGGUCUUCCGGUCACCAAUUGAAGGCAUUCACCACAAAGGAUAACUUUGAGGACGUGAGCAUGAAGAUCCGCGAUGCCAUGAGAGAGCGUGGCCAGCGGAGGCGCAGACGCAGCGAGGAUGCCGGCUGGGAGUUGGCAAGUUCCGGGACAGACACGCCGCCAAGCGAAGAAGGCAAAAAAGAUAUCUAAUGGGUUCUGGCAGAGCGUGUCAAAAUUUCCUACCGCUGCUUGUACUGUUUCACACUUCUACUUUUUGAGUUUCGGGGAAACAUUUCCUUGCGCUCAAGUCAUAGCGGUGGUGUUCGGCGUUCUAUGUAAAUGCGGUAGCUUACGCUGAUGAUGUUUGGAUGGUUGAAGAAAUAUUGAAAUCCGAUACCUCUUGAGUUUUAGGGAUCGUGUCAUAACCAGCAGAGGGAGAGAU
This is a messenger RNA of Paecilomyces variotii, 2812 nucleotides long. Its product is annotated as putative glycerol-3-phosphate acyltransferase Sct1. Gene Ontology annotation, biological process: phospholipid biosynthetic process. Gene Ontology annotation, molecular function: glycerol-3-phosphate O-acyltransferase activity; glycerone-phosphate O-acyltransferase activity. The record is from RefSeq and is a predicted model, not a curated record. Gene Ontology annotation, cellular component: endoplasmic reticulum membrane. The transcript has 5 exons. Lineage: Eukaryota; Fungi; Ascomycota; Eurotiomycetes; Eurotiales; Thermoascaceae. Bases 340 to 2580 code for a protein of 746 amino acids.